This is a messenger RNA of Lepisosteus oculatus (spotted gar), 1955 nucleotides long. It is a transcript of the gene uba3, whose product is annotated as ubiquitin-like modifier activating enzyme 3. Gene Ontology annotation, biological process: protein neddylation. Gene Ontology annotation, molecular function: NEDD8 activating enzyme activity. Gene Ontology annotation, cellular component: nucleus; cytoplasm. Lineage: Eukaryota; Metazoa; Chordata; Actinopteri; Semionotiformes; Lepisosteidae. The record is from RefSeq and is a predicted model, not a curated record.
AACCACCGCGGCAUUGUGGGAGGAGACGGAGCAGGAAAUAUGGCGGAUGUGGAGGAACCGGAGAAGAAAAGAAGGAGAGUAGAAGAGCAGACUGAGAAAAUGGCUGUGGAUGGUGGGUGUGGGGACAAUGGAGACUGGGCAGGUCGCUGGAGCCAUGUCAAGAAGUUUCUCGAGCGCUCAGGACCAUUUACACACCCCGAUUUUGAACCAAGCACUGACUCACUCCAGUUUUUAUUGGACACAUGCAAGAUACUAGUCAUUGGAGCUGGAGGGCUUGGAUGUGAACUUCUUAAAAAUCUGGCCCUGUCUGGCUUUCGCCAUAUUCAUGUAGUUGACAUGGAUACCAUCGAUGUCUCAAAUCUGAACAGGCAAUUUUUAUUCAGACCUAAAGAUGUGGGGAGGCCGAAAGCAGAAGUGGCGGCAGAAUUUAUCAACAGUCGUAUUCCAAGCUGUGGUGUUGUGCCAUAUUUUAAAAAAAUACAAGAUUUUGAUGAUUCAUUUUACAGACAAUUUCAUAUAAUUGUAUGCGGCCUGGAUUCAAUCAUUGCAAGGAGGUGGAUAAAUGGCAUGCUGAUGUCACUCUUAAGCUAUGAAGAUGGUGUUCUGGAUCCUAGCACCAUUAUCCCUCUUAUUGAUGGGGGAACAGAAGGCUUCAAAGGCAAUGCGCGUGUGAUAUUACCUGGAAUGACAGCAUGUAUUGAUUGCACACUUGAACUUUAUCCGCCACAGAUCAAUUUUCCCAUGUGUACUAUUGCAACCAUGCCACGGUUACCAGAACAUUGUAUUGAAUACGUCAGGAUAUUACAGUGGCCCAAAGACAAGCCAUUUGGAGAUGGAGUAGCUCUGGAUGGUGAUGACCCCGAACAUAUCCAGUGGGUGUUUCAGAAGUCUCUGGAAAGAGCAGCACAGUUUAAUAUUACUGGGGUUACAUACAGACUUACACAAGGUGUGGUGAAAAGAAUCAUCCCAGCUGUUGCCUCUACAAAUGCUGUCAUUGCUGCUGCAUGCGCUACUGAAGUUUUUAAAAUAGCUUCCAGUGCAUACAUUCCUCUAAAUAAUUAUCUGGUGUUUAAUGAUGUUGAUGGUCUUUACACAUACACUUUUGAAGCAGAAAGAAAGGAAAACUGCUCAACCUGCAGCCUAGUGCCUCAGGAGCUGCUGUUCCCUUCAUCUGCCAAGCUCCAGGAAGUGCUGGAUUACCUGACUGAAAAUGCAUCUUUGCAAAUGAAAUCUCCAGCCAUUACUGCAACUUUGGAAGGGAAGAACAAAACCCUUUAUUUACAGACUGUAGCCUCAAUUGAAGAAAGGACAAGACCAAAUCUUUCCAAGACUUUGAAAGAGUUGGGCCUGACUGAUGGACAAGAGCUUGCUGUGGCAGAUAUCACCACCCCUCAAACAGUGUUAUUUAAGCUACAUUAUACAUCCUAAUCAGGAACAUGUAAGAGCUAAGAAACUAGUAAAUAAGUGAAUUUUAGAAUAAAUGUGAGAGAAUCCGGCAUAUAACAGAGCAAUUAUCAUUUUUAAUAAGUGAAACUAUUUAAGGCAUUGCAAAUUAAUUUAUGUAAAUAAGCUAACUUUAUAGUAGCUUCUAAAACAAAACCUUUUAAAAAGGAUAAUUUCAAGUUGGGUUCUAGAUACAAGUUAUAAGCCUAAUUGAUCAAUUUUCUAUAUAUGAUGAGUCUGAUCUAACUCUGAGCAAGUUGUGGUUAUUUUCUUUCUCAUGUCUAAAAUAUCCUCUGAAACUUGGCAUUACCUAGUUGCAGCACUUAUUUUAUUCACUGUUGUCAAAAGAAUGACCCUGUAACAGGACCAGGUUGGAUAAUAACAUACCUAUCACCUGCCUCCUUUACUUUUAUGAGAACGUUGUGUAUGUCAUGUGUUUGUUGCGGUAAUUUUGUUUUGGAUGUAUAUUUAUGGAAAAUGUAAUUAAAACAUUUUGCUGAACAAAUACUAAA